AUGGUUCUGCAUCCUGGGAUACAGCACAUCAGCUUCACGGGCACCAUUGCUGUCGGCCAGCGAAUCUUUCAGAACUGUGCCAAGACCUUGAAGAAGGUCGUCCUAGAACUGGCGGGCAACAACGCCUGCAUCAUCUGCGAAGACGUCGACCUGGCCAAAGUCGUGCCCAGUGUUGCGGCUGGGUGCUUCUUCCACGCGGGCCAGGUCUGCGUGGCCUCGAAGCGCAUAUAUGUCCAUGAGUCGUUGUACGACCGCUUUCUGGACAUGUUCAUUGAAGAGUCCAGGAAAUAUGCGAUCAGCGACGAUGAGUCUAACCUCUUCUCGCCCCUGUCCAACAAGAUAGUCGCUGGUGGAGAGGUUCAGUCUGGCAAGAAGGCGUAUCGGAUCGCGCCGACCAUCGUAUCGAAGCCGCCUGAAGACUCUCUGUUGGUGCGAGAGGAGCAGUUCAGCCCCAUUGCGCCCAUCAUGUCGUGGACUGAUGAAGCGGCCGUCAUCGCCCGUUCCAAUCUCGACAAUGCUGGCCUCGGCGCAUCCGUCUACACACCCGAUAUCAAUCGCGCCCAAAAGAUCGCGCGAUCACUCGAGUGUGGAUCCGUCUGGAUCAACCGAUUCGAAAGGCCCCAUCACGGUGCAUAUUUCGGUGGAUGGAAGAUGAGCGGUUACGGCGGAGAGAUGGGUAGGCAGGGUCUGUACAAUUACUGCCAGACGCAAAGCUUGCAUAUUCAUGAGUAG
Anthostomella pinea is the source of this 732-nucleotide messenger RNA. NCBI's taxonomy places the organism in Eukaryota, Fungi, Ascomycota, Sordariomycetes, Xylariales, Xylariaceae. The record is from the annotation of a GenBank genome assembly.